UCUACUAUUGCUACUUCCUGCCUUACACCCUGUCAUUGUGCAUUUUGUGACAGAGCAAUGUCUACAAUGGCCACCCGGCUCAGUAUAUUGGGGAGAUCAGCCCAGCAGCUAAACAGAAUCUACACCAAGCAUGCCCCAUGUGUAUCAACCAGGGGCUCUCUAUGGGCUGGAGAUCACAUCAGGUGCCAACAUUCCAAAGCAAGUGAUGACGCACGCCCUGAGACUUCUCAUGCAAAAACCUUAAUGGACAUUGGUACAAGACGCGUAUUUAAUGGUGAUCAUGAUAUUUUCAGAGAAAGUGCCAGAAGGUUCUUCCAACAGGAAGUAGUCCCUCACCAUACGGAGUGGGAGAAAGCUGGACAGGUGAGCCGUGAAGUUUGGGAGAAAGCCGGACAACAGGGUCUUUUAGGAGCCACUAUUCCAGAGGAUCAUGGUGGCAUUGGUGGGGACAUCCUGUCAUCUGCCGUUGUGUGGGAGGAGCAGAUGUAUGUGAAUUGCACCGGCCCGGGAUUUAGCCUCCAUUCUGAUAUCGUGAUGCCUUAUAUCUCAAGAUAUGGCAGUAAAAGCCAAAUUGAGAAGUAUAUUCCUAAGAUGGCUGCUGGUCAAUGGAUAGGCGCGAUUGCUAUGACGGAACCCGGAGCUGGAAGUGACUUGCAAGGGGUUCGAACAAACGCUAAGAAGGAUGGCAGUGACUGGAUACUGAAUGGUAGUAAGGUAUUUAUCACCAAUGGCUGGAUGAGUGAUGUAGUCAUUGUUGUUGCCGUCACAAACCGUGAAUCUCGCACUCCAGCUCACGGUAUCAGCCUCUUUCUCGUCGAUAACGGUACCAAAGGCUUUGUGAAAGGACGGAAACUGGAAAAAAUUGGUUUGAAAGCACAGGACACUGCAGAAUUAUUUUUUGAAGAUGUGAGACUUCCAGCAGAUGCUCUGUUAGGAGAGGAAAAUAAGGGUUUUUACUACCUAAUGGCUGAACUGCCCCAGGAAAGAUUAUUGAUUGCAGACAUGGCCCUUGCAAGCUGUGAGUUCAUGUUUGAAGAAACCAGGAACUAUGUUAGGCAGAGGAAGGCAUUUGGAAAAACAGUUGCACAUUUACAGACCGUUCAACAUAAGCUUGCGGAGUUGAAAACUCAGAUCUGUGUGGGUCGUACAUUUGUGGAUAACUGUCUCGAACUUCAUGCCCAAAGACGUUUGGAUUCUGGCACAGCUUCCAUGGCGAAAUACUGGGCUUCUGAUCUCCAGAAUAGUGUGGCAACACAGUGUGUACAGCUUCAUGGUGGAUGGGGGUACAUGUGGGAAUAUCCAAUUGCAAAAGCGUUUGUAGAUUCUCGUGUUCAGCCAAUUUAUGGGGGUACCAAUGAGAUUAUGAAGGAACUUAUUGCAAGAGAUAUUGUCAAGGAUAAAUAAUCCUUUAUUUUGUACUUGGAAAAACGUGCCUGAAAUUUUAAGUUUGGAAAUUUGAUACCGACAUCUGUUCUUGUAAAAUAUAAUAUAAUGUGUACUUGUUAUAAACCUAAUUAAUAAAGUGAAUUAACAUGUUA
Molecule: messenger RNA, 1538 nt
Organism: Pelobates fuscus (common spadefoot toad)
Lineage: Eukaryota; Metazoa; Chordata; Amphibia; Anura; Pelobatidae
Gene: ACADL
Product: acyl-CoA dehydrogenase long chain
Exons: 11
Coding region: 58-1404 (448 amino acids)
Biological process (GO): long-chain fatty acid catabolic process
Molecular function (GO): flavin adenine dinucleotide binding; long-chain fatty acyl-CoA dehydrogenase activity
Source: RefSeq, a predicted model, not a curated record